UGUUGUGCUCCGGAGCUGGCUGAGCGAUGUGAACGUAUCGUCUCCGGGACGGCUCCACAUUUCUCCCUGGUCGUAUUCUCGCUUCUACGGGUACGGUUCUCUCGGUGAAGAUUCGCUGUUUGUCGGCAUCGUGUCUGUCCCGGUGUCUCCUCCGGGAAGCGCGAAGCCGAGUCGUGCGAUGAUGGAGGACUUUGACGAGAUCUACGAAGAGGACGACGAGGAAGAAGAGAACGAGGACAGGGCCGCAGAGGAGCAGCUCCUCAAGUACGCUCCGGACCCGGUGGUGGUGCGAGGGUCCGGCCACGUCACUGUGUUUGGGCUAAGCAACAAAUUUGAGUCAGAAUUUCCUUCAGCGCUUACAGGAAAGGUGGCACCAGAGGAAUUCAAAGCCAGCAUCAAUCGCGUGAACGGCUGCCUGAGGAAGACUCUGCCGGUGAAUGUGCGCUGGCUCCUGUGUGGCUGCCUCUGCUGCUGCUGCACAUUGGGUUUCAGUCUGUGGCCUGUCAUCUGCCUCAGCAAGAGGACAAGACGAUCUCUAGAGAAACUUCUGGAGUGGGAGAACAGCAGACUUUACCACAAGUUGUGUUUGCAUUGGAGACUAAGCAAAAGGAAGUGUGAAACCAACAACAUGAUGGAAUACGUAGUCCUAAUAGAGUUCUUACCUAAGAUCCCCAUCUUCAGACCGGACUAGCCCGACCUGGAUCCUCCACCGCUGCCCACCUCUGUCACAGAACAAGCUCCUGAAUAAAUCCCCCAAUGUUUUUGUUUACAGGGUAGCAUUAAGCCUCUCCCUUCUCUCUUUGACCCGUUCUCCAACACAUGCCCCCCAUGUUUACAAAUCCUAGCCCCCUGACCCUUAUUUUUGGAGCAAAUUCACUGUUGAAACACAACCCAUUGGAGCUAGCUGGGUCACAGCUGAGCCUUACUACUGGGUGGUGUGAGGCAGGGGGGGGACCAGCCAUGGGCAGCGAUACGGAUUUUGGAACUGAAGCUGGAAACUGGACUCUUGAACCGGGUCCUGUUGGCUGCGUCUGGAUGUGCUGUCACUUGUGUGUUCCCUUUAGCUGGGCACCUGGCGCAGUCGGACCAUGGCAACACAAACACCCUCACAGCUUACCGACUGUCUCACGGAGCAACUCCGCCGGCCAAAGUCCCAGCCCGGUGCUUUUGUAACGGUUGGUCUGGUGCUCUAGAGCCGUUUCAAGAGGCCACAUGAACGCCAGAACUCCGAUGGGAGCCUUCUUCCAGAUCGAAGCCGCUGCGGACAGACUGGUCUGACAGGAGCGUGUUGGGGGAGUGGCUAGAACAACCAAACUCGAAAAGUGUCCCUCGCUCUUCUCCAGACAUGCUCUCGCCUGCUUCUACAUCUGUGCACACUUCGCGGUGCAUCACCUCUAACCCACUGACAAUCACACACUCUUGACUGUAGUAGUAUGAAUGGUUAUUUGUGCCACAUAUUUUACUUGCAACAAUUUGUCUCUUAAACAUUUUAUGUGUGUAUCGCAGUGAUGGAUUGGCUGCCUAGCAACCGUCUCUGAGUCGCAGUGGGGCUGUAUGCUGGAAAGGAAGCUACUAGUGAUUAAGAGACCCCCUUUUUUUAGUACCUCAAGUUUUGUUUACUAUUUUGGUGAAAAAGAGGCUGUCAAUGCUUUUCACCUUUUACUGUUUUUGUGUUUAGUGUGUCUUUCUGAGUUGGAGAAACCUAAUCGACAUAAAGAGUUUCUUUGACGCAGCUACUUGCCAUAACCAACCUUUGUUACUUUUAUUUUAGUAAUUUAUAAACGAGUGUACUUAU
This is a messenger RNA of Pungitius pungitius (ninespine stickleback), 1795 nucleotides long. It is a transcript of the gene chic2, whose product is annotated as cysteine-rich hydrophobic domain 2. NCBI's taxonomy places the organism in Eukaryota, Metazoa, Chordata, Actinopteri, Perciformes, Gasterosteidae. The record is from RefSeq and is a predicted model, not a curated record. The transcript has 6 exons. Bases 179 to 691 code for a protein of 170 amino acids.